This is a messenger RNA of Cylicostephanus goldi, 351 nucleotides long. The record is from the annotation of a GenBank genome assembly. NCBI's taxonomy places the organism in Eukaryota, Metazoa, Nematoda, Chromadorea, Rhabditida, Strongylidae.
AUGUUCAGAAUUCCACAAUGGCUUGAAGUGCUCGGUUUCGAUAUUUUGGCACCUGUUUUCGGAAGCGGCUCAACGAAAAAGCGAAAGCAAAGCUCCAAAAAGAUGAACAACGGCACCGUAAGGCUCGAUUUGCCCACUGAAGAUUUAAUCAGCAAAGAAGUUGUCGAUCAUGUUGGAGAAGAACAAGAACUAGAGGAACUACUUGCUCGUUGGUCGCAGUUGGCCAAUAUCUUCGAUCGACUAUUUUUCACAAUGAUCCUCUUUCUAAAUACUAUUACCACGAUACUUCUCCUACUUUUGGCUCCAAACAUGGGCGUACCAAAUAUGUAUGAAAGACAAUGGGAAUUGUAA